AAACCAAUAAUCACCCUUUGAUUAAUUUAUAUAUUCUGCAACUCAUUGUAUACUAGCUAUCUAUCUACCUACCUAUCACAUGUAUAUGUUCAGUUCGUCUCUCUUGAAACAGUGAGAAGAAGCUAGCUCGCAUCAAUGGCGACAGUUGCAAGAGUGAUAGUUCUACUAUGGGUGGACAUAUUGGCCAUAUACGCCAUGUACGUGAUGAUGGCCUACUUAACCAACGUGUGGAAGCUCGGUUUCACACGCGCCGCCGCAAUCGUCAAUGUGUUUUGGGGCGUGGUGGCUAUAUUGCCGUUAUUCCUAGCAUUCCUAGUCGAAACCCUCACCGGAAAUUACUGGAUGCUCCUCCUUUCCAGCUUCUCUUACAGCGCUGGAUUAGGGUUCCUGGCAAUGUCGACUCCGCCGGUUUUGGGGCGUACAAUGGGAACAUGCAGAGAGUACAAGGCGGAAUGCAUCGGGCAGGGGCAGAAAGUACUCUUCUACACCGCGCUGCCUUUGAUAGCCUUCGGCAUGUCCGGCCACCUGACCUCUUGGAACUCGUUCAUGGCGGAGCAAUUUGUCCGAGUAGAGGGCGAGGAUGACGACGAUGAGAGAACGUUCUGGAAGUUCUUUUACAGCAUCUUCGCCACCAUCGUCUUGACCUUCGUGGCGGUUUUAGGCCUCCCCUACAUAAAGCCGUGGUCGGUUCGGUUCGGGAUUCCGGCCAUAUGCACCCUCGUCGCCACUCUCCUCUUCUUCAGCGGAUCCUGCUCUUACAAGUAUUUCAAGCCGCCGGGAAGCCCUUUAACGAAGUUUUUUCGAGUCUUCGCCGCCGCCGUUUCGAAGCUGUUUUGUAGAAUCCCACGAGAUCCUAAAGAGCUAUUCGAGCUCAAUCAUCCUCAACUUUACGUCAUUCCGCAUACAAAGAGCCUCAGGUGUUUGGACAAGGCUGCAAUCGUGAGACCUACGAAGCCGCUAGAGGAACAAGCGCAGAAUCUAUGGCGGCUCUGCACGGUGACGGAAGUCGAAGAGACAAAAACCAUCCUACGCAUGGUCCCCGUGUGGACGACAUUCAUCCUCUGCGGCGUGGUCAACGCCAUCGGCUUCACCUACUUCGUGGAGCAGCUGGACCACCUGGACCACAAAGUCGGCCGCCUGAAGCUCCCCUCUGUCGCCCUCCUCUGGUUCUUCGACCAAACCCAGAACCAGAUCGCCAAGCUCUACGCCAUGCUCGCGAACCGCCUCGCCCGGUCCGGGUCGAUCAAGUUCGCCCCUCCCCUCGGGAUUGCGGUGUCCAUGACCCUCGCGAUCCUCUGCUGCGUCACCGCGGCCAAGGUCGAGGCCCGCAGGCUCGGCGUGGUGCGGGCGCACGGCCUCGUCGAGAAGCCCGACGCGACCGUGCCGAUGAGCAUGUUCUGGCUGCUGCCGCAGUUCGUGCUGCUCGGAGCGUCGACGGGGAUUUUCAACUACAGCGCGCUCUGCUUCUUCGUGGACCAGGCGCCGGCGUCGACGCGGCCGUACCUGCCGUUUAUGAUCAGCGCGGUGUUUGGCGUGGGGAUUUUGGGGAGUGUGGCGUCGGUUUUUGUGGUGGGGAAGGUGAGUGAGAGAGGGGGGAAGAGGAGUUGGUUUCAGCAUGAUUUGAAUGGGAGUAGGAUGGAUAAGUAUUACUGGACUUUGGCGUGGUUGAUGGCUGUGAAUCUUGGGGUUUUUGUGGUUGUAGCGAUGUUGUAUCGUUAUAAGGAGUCGGAGCUGCAGGAGUUGGGAGGGGCCGACUUCGGUGGGAUUGAUGAAAGCUUUGAUGAGAACUCCAAAUGUUGGUGCUGCAGCUUCUGUUAGAAUAUUAGAUCGUCACGACAAUUUGUUUCUGCUGUGAUUGUAAAUCUUUGUUAAGUUUAGAAACUUGUCUUUUGCUUAAGUACUUGGAGAUCAAAUUUUUUAUCUCCUUUUGUAGGAAUUGGGUAGUCCAAUUAAUGAGCUAAAGGCAAGUUGGCAUUGGCUAUCCCUAUCUUAAUUUUAUUUUAUAGUAGUAUAUAAAUUCAUGUUAGGAUUUAAAUUUA
Messenger RNA from Salvia miltiorrhiza (redroot sage), 2039 nucleotides. Its product is annotated as protein NRT1/ PTR FAMILY 5.5-like. The transcript is spliced from 4 exons. Gene Ontology annotation, cellular component: membrane. Lineage: Eukaryota; Viridiplantae; Streptophyta; Magnoliopsida; Lamiales; Lamiaceae. Gene Ontology annotation, biological process: transmembrane transport. Gene Ontology annotation, molecular function: transmembrane transporter activity. The coding region runs from base 136 to 1818 and encodes 560 amino acids. The record is from RefSeq and is a predicted model, not a curated record.